Yarrowia lipolytica CLIB122 is the source of this 3231-nucleotide messenger RNA. RefSeq lists its product as uncharacterized. Gene Ontology annotation, biological process: GPI anchor metabolic process; endoplasmic reticulum to Golgi vesicle-mediated transport. Gene Ontology annotation, molecular function: phosphatidylinositol deacylase activity. The record is from RefSeq and is a predicted model, not a curated record. Gene Ontology annotation, cellular component: endoplasmic reticulum. Lineage: Eukaryota; Fungi; Ascomycota; Dipodascomycetes; Dipodascales.
AUGCACAUAGCUACGUUCCCAGCGCUGGCAAUAACAGCGCUGGCCCUGGUGCUGUGGGCCACGGUGGCGACGCACUCGUCCAACACAAACUCGUGCCAUAUGAGCUACAUGAAGCCCGACAUGAUCGCCAUGACGGGCUUCAACACGACCCAGACCCCGCUGGCACACAAGUACUCGCUGCAUCUGUACCGCGAGCUGGACGUGGAUCUGAGCCGCGAGGUGGGUGGACGCCCGGUGCUGUUUGUGCCCGGAAACGGAGGCAGCAUGCGCCAGAUCCGCAGCAUAGCCGGCGAGGCCGCGGUCCAGUACUGGCACGACCCGCGCCGAGCGGGCGCAGAUGCAGACACUUGGGCAAAUGGCUCGACAGCCAGGCCGAAAUCAGCAUUACAAAAACUCAACACCUUUGCAUUUGGAGAUACCGAGAGUGACACAGAGGGUGUCAGGGGACUGGGCGAUGCGGUUACCGCACGGGACAUGUCUGGUGACGACAGGAGGGACGCCGUCGAACGACCACUGUCUAACGGCAAGCUUCCCAGCCAGUGGCCCGACGACCUCCCGCUGGACUUCUUCACAGUCAACUUCCAAGAAGAUCUCACGGCGUUCGACGGAACCACCGUCAUCGAUCAGGCCGAGUACCUCAACCAGGCUAUUGCAUAUAUUCUCUCUCUCUACUCCUCCCACCCUAACCCCCCCACAUCGGUCAUUGUCAUUGGCCACAGCAUGGGUGGCAUUGUGGCCCGAACAAUGGUCACUCUGGACUCCUACAUCCACGGGUCCAUCAAUACCAUUCUCACGCUUGCCACUCCCCACGUGCUUCCCCCAGUCUCGUUCGACAAGGGCAUCGUCGGUCUGUACCAUAACGUCAACGAGUUCUGGAAAACCGAGACCGUUCCUGGCGGCAAGCUCGAAGACACUCUUCUGGUGUCUGUCACCGGGGGCAUUCGCGAUCAGAUGAUUCCGGCAGAGUAUUCUUCGGUCGACACUUUCCUUCCACCGACCAACGGCUUUGCUGUCGCUACAACGUCCAUCCCGGACGUCUGGAUGAGCAUCGACCAUCAAGCCAUGGUUUGGUGUCAUCAGCUGCGACGAGUCGUGGCUGAGACGUUGUUAGUGGUGGCCGGGGAGACCACCGAAAAGGUGAGCACGAGGUUGGACACGUUUCAGGAGUAUUUUCUUUCUGGAAUGGAGAGAGUUGAGAAAAAGGCACAGAACGCGUCUGAGUCAUCUAAACUGACUCUCGACACUCUCGUCUCAAUUAACACCCCCCUCACCACCACUUCCAAUAUUAUCAUCAAUGACCAUUCGCCCAACCAGCUGGUCAAGACAAAGAGCUACUUCAAGUUUCCCGUGCUCAAGGCAUCCGAGAUCAACGAGAUGAGCAGGUCAUUUGCCAUGCCCGUCGAUAAGGGGAAAUCGCUGUUGGUUAAAACCAACAUGCCACUGGAAGAUUUGCACAUUCUCGUGUGUCGAACCAACACUGGAGACGUGGAUACCAACGGGUUCUCGUUUUUGAGAUACGGGAGCAAGUCAAAGGGCGUGAGAGUUGGUACGGACACGCUUGUGUGUGCCAAUGUCGCUGGGGAAGCUGUUGCCAUGCCUUCUUCCAUCAAGUAUGCCACCGGCGCCAAGAUUCCAGAGGAGGAGGAAACUGGGGAAGAUAACGACAUACCUGUCGAUAGCGCCAUUUCGUCCACCUCUCUGUCUGAGUAUAUCCAAUUAGACGCAUCCUCCCUUUCUGGCUUCCAGUACGUGGUGGUCAUCGACAACACCAUGUCCGAAACUAUUUCGUCGGAUUCAUAUCUGCUUGCUGAAAUGGCUCUCCCUUCAGACAUGGCCGUUGUCGCGGCUCCGACAUGGUGGGAGGUACUCAAGGUGGGCCGAUUCACCAUUGAGCUACCCGAGAAGCGGGCUUUGUUGACGAAAAUCUCGUUGCCCCACUUUUGGUCUUCUCUGGUCGCCUUUUCUAUCCGGCUCUCCACCUCGGACUCCUUUUCCAUGGAAUACCAGUGUGAGGCGAAAAAGAGCAUGGGCUCCGAGCACGACGUUCUGUUUGCCCCGCUCCUUAUGCAGUAUUCCGCCCAGCUGCAUGAAGCCAAGUUUAGUACAAACUUGUGUGGUGGCUAUGAGCAGGGAACACGUGUUGCUGUUCAUGGUGGAGCUCCAUACAUGCCUUUGGCAGAGGGAAGAGACGUCUCCGGCACGGAGCUGUAUCUGUGGACCGACUCGUCGUCGAGAUCGUCUGAGUCGCUGUCGCUGACACUGGAGAUUGACUUAUGGGGCUCGCUGGGCCGCUUUCUCGGAUUCUACCGUGUAAUGUUUGCCAUUUUCCCCAUGUUUGUCUUUCUGUGUCUGCUCAUGAUCCAGCUGCGGGUAUGGACCACGACAGAGCUCUUUGUAUCCCUCAGCGACGCGCUGGACGUGUUUGUGGACUUCCAGCUGCCGUGGAUUCUGGCGGGAUCGUGCGCGAUUCCGUUUGUUCCGCAUGUUUUGGUGUCUCUUCUGUACCCGCAGAUGAGUCAGCCCGGGCAAUUCUUCCUCGGGCUCAAUGGCACGCACUUGUGGUUUCUGGGUCCCGUCAGCCUGGUAAUCGCUACUGGCAUCGUUGUGGUUCUGCACUGGUUGCUUCAGAUUCUUACUCUGUGGGUUUGUCAGUGCUACUACAUGCUAGGACUUGCUCCUAUCGCCCCGGAGUCUCCCUUUUCAGUGAGACGCAUUGUCACCAUCUCGUUUCUACUGUUGUUGGUAUUCAAAAUCGUGCCGCAUCAAUUUGCGUUCAUGGUAGCUGUUCUGGUGAUGGCUAUGGGUGCUGGCAAAGCGCGAGUCGGACGUCUGAUGCAGUCGGAAGACAAAGACAAUAAGUCUGAGCCCUGUGUUGUCAUCGACCGCAAUCUCAUCAACUACACGCACUCGUUGUUGUUAUUGUUGGUGCUCCUGCUGCCCAUUAACGCCCCCACCCUCGUGGUGUGGCUGCACAACAUGGCCAACAAGUGGCACACGCCUCUGGAGUCUCAUCACGAGGUUUCUGCCAUUCUGCCUAUUCUGCUGCUUGUCCUGACGGCGUCCCGAGGCAUCAUGAUCCGUCUUCCGCAGUCAAAGAGAGCGAUCUACGCCACCUUUGCAUUUCUGGCGUAUUUCGCCCUCUUUGUGUUGUUUCACGGGGUUGUUCAUUCGUAUCGGUUGCAUUUGCUCACGAAUGGGUUGUGUCUUUGCUUGUUGUACCUGAGCUUGUAG